AAUCAGUCAAAACUUGCGGGAACACAGAGAUAAGAGAUUUUUUUUAUUUUUUGUUUUCAUUUUCCCUCUACUGGUAUCUGGUGUCGAUUUCGAUCUUUCCGAGCAACUCUGAAGUGAUCACUUCUUUUCCUUUUUCCAAUAUCGCACAAGAACGGCAUGCUUCCCUGCUAGCAAUAACGACGCUGGAGGCGUCGACUUCAUCAAGACGAGAAGUUCCAACAGGACUUGAAUCGAUUCACGAUACACCGACAACACCCGUGCGCAGCAGCAACUGUUGAGGUCUCCCCGUAAACAACCAACCACGAUCCGCGCCGAUGGCCGCUCCACAAAACGAAUCACGGCCGCAACACUCAGCACCAGUCGGAGAAGCUGAAGUCAUCCCGGGCACGCGCCGCCUCUACGACGAGAAUGGCAACAAUCUGCCGGGCGACGCCUCGCUCCUAAAGCAUGGCGACAUCGUCCUCGUUCCCCAGCCCACCGAGUCGCCCAACGACCCUCUGCGCUGGUCGCUGCCGCGUAAGAUCUGGCACUCAUGCCUGGUGCUGUACAUCGUCGGUCUCACCGCUGCCACCUCCAACAAUGCCGGCUCGGGCGCCGACGGCGUCAACGAGGAGUACGGCAUCGGCUAUGACGCCUUUAAUACCGGCGCCGGCGUGCUCUUCAUCGCCAUCGGGUAUUGGACCCUGCUGAGCUCGCCGCUGGUGCAUUUGUACGGACGCCGCUUGGGCUAUCUCAUAUCCAUGAUCGUCAACAUCGGCGGCCUCAUCUGGUAUUCCCGCAUCACGAACGUCGCUGGCGUCAUUUGGUCGCAGCUGUUUGUUGGCGCUGCCGAGUCGGUUGGUGAGGCCACAGUGCAGCUGUCUCUGCUAGACAUCUGGUUCGAGCACCAGACCGGCAGUGUACUCGGUAUUUAUACCUUUGCCACGGCCAUUGGCACAUACCUCGGGCCCCUCAUCGGCGCGUACGUGUCCAGCGGGCUCGGCUGGCGAUGGAUCGGCUACGUGGGCGCACUCAUCUGCGGCGGCAGCCUCAUCGUCAUUUUCUUCGGCCUUGAGGAGACCGAGUUCAACCGGGACCGCUACCUCACCGGUAACGGCGAGCGCUACCCCGCCGGCGACAUGCACACCAUGCCAGCGUCGGAGAAGACGUCGGUGCAGGCCUCGGCCAGGAACUCGGUCGACAUCGAAGGGCACGACCCCACCGACAGCGGCACGACGACCGGUCCCACCCAGGUCAUUGGCAAGGAGGGCCACCUCGCCGAGACGACGGGGACCGACCAGGGCUCCAUGAUGUCCGGCACGGCGCGCGACCGCAUGGCCUUCUCGUACUCACGGCGAAAGACGUACUGGGACCGCAUCCGCAUCGUCACGCCGGCGCCGAACCUUCGCGGCACCGGCUUCAAGCAGUACCUGUUCCGGCUCUGGCACACGCUCCGCGUAUUCACGUUCCCUGCGGUGUGGUACGCAGGCCUGCAGUGGGGCCUGCAGAACAUCUGCCUGACAUUCUACCUGACUGUGCAGGAGGACUGGUGGUACGGCCCGCCAUGGAACUACUCGGCGGCGGCCGUGGGCAACAUGAACCUGCCGACGCUGAUCGGCAGCCUGGUGGGGUGCGUGUACGGCGGGUACGGCAGCGACCGGUUCAUGCUGUGGAUGAUCAAGCGCAACAAGGGCGUCAUGGAGUCCGAGUUCCGGCUGUACCUGAUGGCUCUGUGCACCGUGGUGUUUCCGACGGGCAUGUGGCUGUUCGGCAUCGGCAGCGCUCGGGGGUGGGACUGGCCGGUGCCGUACGUCGGGCUGGGCUUCAUCGGGUUCGGGUACGGAUGUGCCGGCGAUCUGAGUUUGGCGUAUCUCGCCGACUCUUUCCCCGAAAUGGUUCUCGAGGGCAUGGUGGGCGUUGCCGUCAUCAACAACACCAUCGCCAUGCUCUUUACGUUCGUGGCGAGUUACUGGAUCGACUCGGGUAUGGAAAACUGCUUCAUCGCGCUGGGCGUGCUCAGCUUCGUCAUCAUGGGCCUGAGCCUGCCGAUGAUCGUCUUCGGCAAGCGGACGCGCCGCUGGGCCAAGGACCGGUACAUGCGGUUUAUCGAUAUCCGUGACGGUUUCUCAAAGUAGGGCGGACGAGUUAGAGAGCAUAAGUGGUCCAGCUGGAGUGAAGGGACGAGAAGCAGCACAAAGAGAUGACGAGGAAGGAGGUCCAAGGUUGCAGAGGGUGUGGUUGAUGACGAUGUACAUGUCUUCACGAUGCGUGCUUGUAACAUGUGUAUGGAUCUGUUCAGGAGUAGCCUCACAAUCGCGGCGUUACGGUUCUGGAGUUUCGUUUCGUUUUCACUUCUCGUUACGGAUAUUUGCCUACCGUACCGCGACAACAUGUCCCUGAUCUAUUCACGCAGCAAGACAGAACAUGAGACCGUGAACGAGAGCGAUACACACAUACGCAGAUACAUACCUACUUGCCUACCUCUAGGUAGGCAUAUGUACAUGAAGGUAUGUAUUCAUAUUACAGGCUCAACAAGGCCAGGGAAGGGGGGAGGGAAAGGACCAACGGAAGUGGCAGGCGCUCCUGCUUGGUUGCCCAGUGUUCCAGUUUCAUGCGGUGCAGAUGGAAAGAACUUUCCUCCCCAUCACCACGUGUCGCACCUGAAUUUGACUUACACUCGCCUUCUAUUGCGCCUUCCUGCCCGUCUCUCAUGGACCAUUGCCGAAUAUUCCAUGCCAGUGUCUUUCUCCCAUCAGCAUCUACUCUCUUUCUCCAUACUUCAUUCCAUCGGCGGUUUGUGCUUCCUUUGCUGCCAACCGAUCGAGGGAACGUAGCGUCUAGCACCGCAAAUGAAGCGGCGACCUGGUCAAACUUGGCUGGAGUCCGGCAUCGACAUGCUUACCAGACGCUUACGCCAUGCCCGGCUCUCGAAUCACCACGACCAAGUGCGGCAUUCGGCAACACACCACCCUCCACCCCUUCGGACCCCCCUGUGGCCUGUCUGCUUCGACAAAGGACGCGCCUCGCAGAGCGUCUGCACGAGGGCGGGAUUCGCUGAGCCUUGCGCCCAAUGACGGGCACGAUAACAGCGGUAUUCCGACCUUGUUCUCGGACUGAUUCUGGUCAUGAUUCGCUUUGACCCGGUAGUCUCUCGGUGCGGGCGACGUCAUGAGAAGAGACUACUCAGAGGGAAAAGAAAGACUGCAGUCGUUUUCAUGUGCAGAAGCAUCUCGAUGCAUAUUGCAGUCUUGCCCUGGCUCUGACGAUCGAUGGCCAC
Molecule: messenger RNA, 3256 nt
Organism: Colletotrichum destructivum
Lineage: Eukaryota; Fungi; Ascomycota; Sordariomycetes; Glomerellales; Glomerellaceae
Product: Putative major facilitator superfamily, MFS transporter superfamily
Exons: 3
Coding region: 315-2114 (599 amino acids)
Biological process (GO): transmembrane transport
Cellular component (GO): plasma membrane
Molecular function (GO): transmembrane transporter activity
Source: RefSeq, a predicted model, not a curated record